ACCAGGGAAGUAGAAGUGUCAGGAUGAAGGCAGCCCUCACUCUCCUGCUGGCGGUUCUGGCGGUCGCGGCCGUCUCGGCCACUGGCGGCUACUUCAAGCACUUUCACCGGGUCAAGGACGAUGGCGACGAGAAGGCCAUCAAGUGCUUCCUGAGCGACGAAGACGAACCCUGCGGCGAGGCCCUGGGCGAGCUCAAGGGAAAACUGCGCGGCGUCGCGUCUACCAACUGCGGAGAAUGCACAACGGAAGAGCGUGCGUCAGUCAUCGAGUACUUCAAGAAUUUGUUCAUCCGGAACGAGAAAGCGGCUAAGCAAAUCCAGAACAAGUACGACCCGACUGGAGAGUACCGCAAGAAGUACGGCGAAGUCUGGAGGAAGAGGGGAGUCCCCAUUUACUAGCCGCUUCUCCACUCCAUGAGCGUUUUGGUCUAACAGGAAAAAGCUUUCGUUUCCCUCCAGCUCUUCACGUGACACGUUUCCAAAGUGCUGUCAAAUUUUACUGGUUGUCACGAAUUAAGAGACAAAUGAAUGUCUCCGCAAACAACAGCAAGUUAUACAAUUUGACAAAUGGCGUUUUAUUGUAAGUGAACCGAUACUGCGGACGAAAUGUGCUCCUGAAAAUUAUGGAAUAAUAAAUUUCUUUAAAAACGGA
Molecule: messenger RNA, 651 nt
Organism: Schistocerca gregaria
Lineage: Eukaryota; Metazoa; Arthropoda; Insecta; Orthoptera; Acrididae
Product: ejaculatory bulb-specific protein 3-like
Exons: 2
Coding region: 24-398 (124 amino acids)
Source: RefSeq, a predicted model, not a curated record